Trichosporon asahii var. asahii CBS 2479 is the source of this 2265-nucleotide messenger RNA. RefSeq lists its product as uncharacterized. Gene Ontology annotation, molecular function: transcription cis-regulatory region binding; zinc ion binding; DNA-binding transcription factor activity, RNA polymerase II-specific. Gene Ontology annotation, biological process: regulation of DNA-templated transcription; DNA-templated transcription. Gene Ontology annotation, cellular component: nucleus. The transcript is spliced from 5 exons. The coding region runs from base 1 to 2265 and encodes 754 amino acids. The record is from RefSeq and is a predicted model, not a curated record. NCBI's taxonomy places the organism in Eukaryota, Fungi, Basidiomycota, Tremellomycetes, Trichosporonales, Trichosporonaceae.
AUGGCUCCAGUCAAACCAUCGUACAGUCAACCCCUCGGCUGCAAGUCGCCGUCUCUCGCUUUUUUGCCGCGGGCGGAUUCACCGUCUAACAUACCUUCGCAACCUCUCCUUACGAACCACCGACUCGUCGCCCAUCCGUGCUCAACUCUAGUCGCCGUCGCAUCUCCCCGCGCCCGCUGCUUGGACAUGUUCAACCCCGGAGCAGAGCCUGGCCCCUCCAAACGUCGCGCCCCCAAGACGGCGUCUGGGGAAAACAAAGUGAGCUGCACAGCAUGUCGUACUGUCAAGUGUAAAUGCGUCGAGGCCGCCGAUCCAUCCCAGGACAAGUGCCAACGAUGCGAACGUCUCAACAUCGCCUGCGUCUACCAGGCUCAUCAGCGUGGUCGUCGACGGAAGGAUGGAUCGCGUCCUCAUCGUCGUGAUGAGGUGUCGAGUCCCACGUCCGACGCUACCUCCCCCGCCAUCCUGAAGAGAAAGUACUCUGAUCAUGGCAUGGGACGCGAGGGCAGCCAAGGCCACGACGUUACCAGACGCCGGCUGUCUGUCACAACUGGACCGUCGCCCGCCACCGCGACUCCUAACGGCAGCGCCGGUAUGACACCUCUCCGGCCAUCGUACCAGGAACCCUUCCCUCCCGACUCUCGCGAGCCCCAUCGCGAGGUGGUCGACUCAAAGGAGCACCUGCGGCCGUCGCCCGACCCCGAUGACCACGAUCACGACCACGACUACCACCGCGACAUCGAUCACGCGCCCGUCAACACUGUGUACCACGAUGUCGCGAACCGAUCCAUCUUCUCCAUUGCCGGUGUCAUGGAUCGGAAGGGUGGCGAUGACAGCCCGGAAUACAGCACCGUCCAGGCAUCCAACACGAAGGACGACCCCGUCGCGCUCGGGAUACUCACCAUGGCUGAGGUCGAGUCGCUCUUUGGCCAGACCAGCUCCAGACCUGCGCCAGAGCUCUACGACCAGCUGAACGUGAUUGCGAACCGUCUCAUCGACCGUGCCAUGUCCGACUGCGUGUGCUCCAUCGAGAUUGUCCAGGCUAUCUGCAUCCUGCAUUACUGGAAGAAGCCCCAGGACGGACGGGGCUGGCUGCGACUUGGACACGCGAUUCGCCUUGGUUACCAGCUCGACCUGCACUUGCCGCGGAAGGACAAGCUGCCAGCAGAUGAGCGGAAGGCCCGACUAGUGAUUGAUCGGGAACGCACGUGGAUCAGUCUAUUCUGUUUUGACAGCACCCAAACAGAGCUCGUCGAUCGCCCUUCAAUGAUGAUGCGAGCCCCCGAUGUCGGAGCCUGGAUUCGCGAGAUCCCUUACCCCCUUCCGUCCGACGGUCAGCUCGACUUUGCUGUUAAGACCAGCUGUCUCCGUCUCGAGGUCCGUCAAUUGCAGAACUGCAAGGGCAACUACGAGAUCCUCCGAUCUGGCCUCCGCCGGAUCAGCGAGGACCUGCACCGCUCCCACCAGAUCUUGCUCAGCGAUGAGUACCCUGUCAAGCUGACCUCGACGUCGGUCAGCAUCAACAAGUUCAGCACCGUUGCUGGCCAAUUACUCGUCGAGUGCACCUCGCUCUCUUUCGCGCCGAAGAAGCACCGCAUCAGCCUCAUGCACGCCUGCGUCUCGACGAGUCUCGACCUGCUGGACAUCGUCGUCGAGGGCUUCGUGCGCAAGGGCAUCAUGCCCAUGAUUGAGGACGCCCACUCGGUGGCUGUGGCGUCUACGGCCGUGCGCCUCAUCCGUUUCCUUCCCUACCUUGAUGGUUCUGCCAGGGCUGCUGUUUUGCGCAAGAUGACCAAGGUCGUCAUAGUUUGUCGCGAGGCGGCGCGCGGCGACCAGGAGUCGCACCCCGCAUACCUCGCUCGUUUCAUCCACGCCCUGCUGGACAAGGCGCACCAGAGCCGCCCGCCAUCCCGAGCCCCUUCGCCUGCCGCUGCCCGCCAGCUGCACAUGACCGGCAUGACACCCAUGGACGCGCCGAUGCCGACGCCGCAGCAACAGAAGACUACCCCGGAUCAGUGGUGGGACGAGAUUGGACAGUUUGCCUACAACCAAGAGCAACCUCAAUUGUUCAAGGAGCACCAGGAUUUCUGGGACGGCUUCCCCCUUCUUGCUGGCGCGAUGAACACGCUGACUCCGGCGGGGCAGCAGAACGGCGUGCCGCCCGGCACGUCGCCUGGAGGAACGAUUGACCCUCUCGCGGCGCCGUUUGCGUGGGACCUCGACUUCCUCGGCAUCGCCCAGCCGCACUGGGCCACUAACCAGUAG